UUGGUCGCGCAGUAACCACGGCAACCGCGUGUUGUCUUCCGUGAACGCACAGUAGUGUCGCGCUCAGUGCGCAUGCGCCACGGAGAAAGUUGUUCAGUAGAAAACCCGGAGCUAAGCGCUAAUUUGUAGAGAAGUUGAAAUGGCGCAUUACAGAGCCUCAGAGUCGAAGCGUGAGCAGUUCAGGAGGUACCUGGAAAAGGCAGGGGUUCUGGACAGUCUCACUAAUGUGCUGGUGGCCUUAUACGAGGAGUCAGAUAAACCCAGCAAUGCCUUGGAGUUUAUAAAGCAGCACCUGUCUGCAGGAGAUCCAGAAUCCAGCCAGGUGGAGGUUCUCCAAGGGAACCUAGAGGAACUGCAGCAGAAAUAUGACCUGCUACAGGAGGAGAACCGUGAGCUCAGGAACCGGUUGCUGCAGUAUGAACCAGCUGCUGAUGAUGCAGGAGCAGAAUGACUAACAGCCUGUUUUUUUGUUUACAUUAGUUACUUUUUAUUUAUUGUUCUGAUUAGUAUUAAGAGCAAUUAUAAUGUUAAGAGCAUUAAUACUGGAUGUCAUAUGUUUUGUUAAUAAGAUGUGACAAGAAGUGAUGGAGAAUAAAACAUUCCUUUUUUGCUUUCUGUUCA
Molecule: messenger RNA, 621 nt
Organism: Silurus meridionalis
Lineage: Eukaryota; Metazoa; Chordata; Actinopteri; Siluriformes; Siluridae
Product: MYC binding protein
Exons: 5
Coding region: 140-451 (103 amino acids)
Biological process (GO): regulation of DNA-templated transcription
Cellular component (GO): nucleus
Molecular function (GO): transcription coactivator activity
Source: RefSeq, a predicted model, not a curated record